This is a messenger RNA of Cylicocyclus nassatus, 286 nucleotides long. The record is from the annotation of a GenBank genome assembly. Lineage: Eukaryota; Metazoa; Nematoda; Chromadorea; Rhabditida; Strongylidae.
CAACUGUCCAUGCCACGAGAACAUGACUAUAGACCUCUACUACCCUACUAUUUUUACUACCAAUUCUUGGGGCACAUUUGUAUCCGUCCCGUCCUUGACUAUCUACAAGAGGAUUGCACUACAAUGGAGCAAAUUUGCAAGAAGAUGCAAGGUGGGUGGAACGUGUAAUAUUGUAAAUGUGAUUUCGACCGAAAAUUACAAUGGACAGUGGCGCAUACUCGAGGCUUGGAAGGUGCUGCAUGAAGUUUUACUGGAACGUACAAAUGUGGAUAAUAUUAAUAAGAGA